UAUGGCAAACUUUGAUGGGAUGUCUUGAGAAUCGGGAGACAGAACAGAGCAACGUCUUGAAAACACUGCUGGAAAGUUGGGGGGUUUUAAUUUUGAAGCUUUGGGUUGGUUGGUUUUCCUUUUUAAUUCUUUAUUCCAAAGAGAGGAAAUUGGAUGAUCUCCCGUGCAACUAAAAAUCAGUUGCCUGUGGAUUAUGGGUACAACUGCCAGCACAGCUCAGCAGACAGUAGCAACAGCAACAUUUGAGAAUAUUCACGGCAGUGGAACCAUGGAGGAUCAUCAUUCCCUCAGCAUUCACUCCUUCCAGACCAUUGGCCUCCACAAUAACAAAGCCAAGUCUAUUAUCACUAAUAAGGUGGCGCCUGUUGUCAUUACUUACAAUUGCAAAGAAGAGUUUCAAAUACAUGACGACUUAUUGAAAGCCAGCUAUGCUGUGGGGCGGAUUACAGAAUCUACUCCAGAACACUAUCUUGUACAGGGGAAAUAUUUUAUGGUCCGUGAUGUAUACAGCAAAUUAGAUGUCUUGAAUACUUCCAGCACUUGUGGGGCUCCAAACUUUCGACAGGCCAAAGGGGGAUAUGCAGUGUUUGGGAUGGGCCAGCCCAGCUUUGGUGGAUUCAAGCAAGUCCUGCAGAAACUCCAGAAUGAUGGUCAUAAGGAAUGUAUUGUGUUUUGUGUUCGUGAAGAACCUGUACUUUUUCUACGUAUGGACAAUGAUUUUGUCCCCUACACUCCAAGAGGAAAGGAAAACUUGCGUGAGAAUCUACACGGCCUGCAGAGAGGAGUCAAAGUAGAAAACCUGGAACUCUCUAUUCGGAAAGAGAUACAUGAUUUUGCCCAGCUGAGUGAGAAUAUAUAUUACGUCUAUAAUGAUAUUGAACAUUUCAAAGAUGAACCGCAUUCAGUCAACAUCCUCUGUGAAGAAGACAUCCAUGUGACAGAGGAAGUGUACAAGAGGCCCAUCUUCCUGCUGCCAUCUUACAGGUACCAUCGACUCCCUUUGCCUGUGGAUGGAGCUCCUUUAGAAACACAAUUUGAUGCUUUCAUCAGUUUCCUCAGGGAAAGUCCAAACCUGCUCCUUCUCCAAGAUCCCAGCAAGCCACCUCCUGCUCUGGUUUUUAGUUGCCAAACUGGUGUUGGGAGGACCAAUUUAGCCAUGGUCUUAGGAACUCUAGUUCUCUAUCACCGUAAAGGUGGCCUACAAAAACAAGACCUUCCACAGUCUACCAAAUAUUCACCCAGGGAACAAUUUCGAAUUAUUCAGAACUUCAUCAGCAUGGUACCCAAUGGCCAGCAGAUAGUGGAGGAGGUGGAUUCUGCCAUUGCCUUGUGUUCAGAAAUGCAUGAUAUGAAGGAAGCCAUCUAUGAAUACAAGAGGAAAUUGGAAGGAACUGGAGAAGAUUAUCAAAACCAGAAGAACAGCACCAAAGAGUAUUUCCUUCAGAAGACAUUACAGAGACUUGAACGCUAUUUCUUCUUGAUUGCUUUCAAUUAUUACCUUCAUGAACAGUAUCCCUUGGCUUUCGCUCUCAGUUUUAGUAGAUGGAUCUGUAGGCACCCUGAACUGUACAGACUUCAAGCAAAUAUGAAUCUGUCAGAACUUAGAAUCACAGGGGAGCAGAUAAUAAAGGGAGUACGGGUGCUGGUUGUGGAUGAACGGUUUUCUCCAGAUGUUCUUAGCACUGUCAAAGACAUGAAUGUGGCCAACUUCCGGAGGGUCCCCAAAAUGCCUGUGUAUGGAAUGGCUCAGCCUAACUCCAAGGCAAUUGGGAAUGUCUUGAACUACCUGACAGAUGCAAAGAGGAAACAUUCUCACAUCUUAUGGAUUAAUCUCCGCGAAGAGGUUGUUCUAGAAGAGAAUGAACAAACCUAUACCCUCCGGGAAAUUGGCAAUCUGGAACAGCAGAUAACAGUACCUGUAGUGUCAUCAGAACAACUAGAGAAACUGGAAUCUGUCUUGAAGAACGAUCUGUUGAAAUCCCAGAAAUGGAUUGAGGUUUAUUUGGAACAGGAGAAGCAGAUGAAAAUGUUUAAAUCAUGCCUAACCAUGCAGGAGAUAUUUAACCAGCACAAAAGCAGUUGCCAGGGGCUGGCAUACAAACGGAUCCCAGUUCCAGACUUCUGUGGCCUGAAGGAGAAGGAUUUUGAUCAGAUGCUGGAAGCCAUGAGGGGUGCUUUGGCUGAAGACUCUCACACAGCCUUUGUGUUCAACUGUCACAGUGGCAGAGGAAGAACCACAACAGCCAUGGUUAUUGCUGUCCUCAUCCUUUGGCAUUUCAAUGGAAUCCCUGAGAUAAUGGAGGAUGAGAUCGUGAGUGUGCCUGAUGCCAAGUACACAAAAGGAGAAUUUGAGGUGGUAAUGAAGGUGGUUCAGAUAUUGCCAGAGGGACACCGUAUGAAGAAGGAAGUUGACAUGGCAUUGGAUACUGUGAGCGAAACAAUGACGCCUAUGCACUAUCACCUGAGAGAAAUCAUCAUUAGUACUUACAGACAGGGAAAAACCGCAAAGGAGGAACCAGAGAUGCAGACAUUACAGCUAAGGAGCCUGCAAUUCUUGGAACGCUAUAUUUAUCUCAUUCUGUUCAACGCGUAUCUUCACUUGGGGAAAAAAGACUCCUGGCCAAAGCCUUUCAGCAUCUGGAUGCAUGAGGUGGCGGCCAAGGCGGGUGUCUAUGAGAUCCUGAACCAGCUGGGUUUUUCUGAAUUUGAAACUCUGGAGAACAGACCACUCUCCCGGCUUCGCUACCGUUGGCAGGAGCAAAGUCGUAGCUCCCUGCCAUUCCGAGGAGAGUUCAUUUAGGACCCAACGUUAUUAAGGGCCUGAAGGACUGCAGCACUUCUCCAGAUGUAGCCAAAUCAUUUUCUUUUUCUACUAUUCUGAGUGGAUUUUUAAGUUCAUUUAUAUAUAUAUAUGUAUAUGAAAAAUAUGUGCCUUAAAGAAGGACUGUGUCUCCAAGAAAAAGAGGUAAAACUACCCUGAAGACCUUUUAGGGUCUUUCAGAUAGAAUAAAAUAAAUUCAAACAAAGCAGAUGCUCUAUACUUUCUCCUGAUUCCCAGGGUGCCACAAAAGCUUUUUUUCAAAGACUUUUUUUGAGGACUUGGUGCCCAAGGUAACUUGUAUAUUAUGUAUAUGCAGAUGUAGGAAGCAUUUAAUAGGCAGUUCCAUAUGACUUAAGUAUUUCUCGUGCUUGAACCUCAUUGUUUUGUUACAAUAAUUCAAAUGUACAUUUGUGAUACUUCAACUGGUAGUCACCAUUGCUGGGCAGUUGUACUAUGCUAAGAAUGGGAGUUUACCUAUACUGUCCAAUGUGGGUUUUUCACUGCAUGCAUAAGAGGAUGCUGAAAUUUCUAGAGUGUCUGGGAUUGCAUAUAUAUGGUGCUUAUCUGAAUACAGCAAAUGGUUAGAUUCACCUAUCCUGCCCUAUCGGUGUGAACUGGGUUGGGGAACCUAUAGACUGGUAGAUGUUAAACUAGAGUUCAUCAUUCGUAAUGUUGGCAUUGUUAAUAGGAGCUAGAGAGCAACAACAUCUGCAAGGUUGUAGGUUCCUCGUCUUAGUGUAGAUGCUUCCUUCCGGACAAUAAUUUUAGGCUUUGGGACUACUCUGCACUAGGUUUAAUGUGCAAAUGUAUAGGUUGAGCCAAUUUUGAGCAAGCAGCUAUGCUAGCUGCAGAAUGGUAUCAGCACCUAUAUUCCUGGAGUCCCAGCUCCAACUCUUGGUCUUCUUUCUCAAAUGCAGACUGCCAGCAAUAAUGACAUGUCCUUCUGCACCAGGUCUGUCCAGUCAAGAAUUUUGUGUACUCAGCCACCCAUAAGCAGCUCACAUUAGUUCACAUGACUAAUCUGCAUAUACCAAAGACUAAGUGGACUCUGCCUUAGUUUGAUUCAAAUUGGAAUUCUUUUCUACUGCCAAGACCUUAGACUUAAGAUAUGAGAUUUUAAAUAGAAAUUGUAGGGAUUGAAUCUGAAGUCAUGCAAUCUACCGCUGAGAGACGUGUCCCUAAAGUAUCAUUUCUAACUCUACUUACAGCUGACAGCUAGUGGCUAGUCUCCCUCCAGCGUUUUAGGUUCAGGAAUCUUCGAAAACAGCAAAGGUUUCUUCUUUCAGAUAAUAAUGCACUAAAGAUUCCUCAGAGAAAAGGAUAAUUUGAUGAUACAUUUUGGGCUUGUACAUUUUACCUUAGCUUUUGCCAUACACUUUCAAUCAUACUAGUCCAGUCAUGUGAACAAGAAAUUGACCUUCACUUUUAAAAGCAAAAGUGGAAAUUUCUAGGGUGCUGGGUUACACAUUUAUAUGCUUUCUGCGUAUGUAUCAUCCUACAUUUAUGAUAGCAUUUUUAACACCGGUCUGUUCCUUCUCAACAGUAGGCUAAGUGCAGUAUGGAGAAACAGUAUUUGCUGCUUCUGAGGAGAACAUCCUAAAUCAAGAGCUACCGCUUCAAAAAAACGCUUGUGGAUUGUGAGAAGAACUAUUUUAACUUGGAAAUUAAAUUUAGGUCCUCUACUAUACUGCAAGAAAAAGUUAAUUUUAAGUGUUACAGCAACAAGAAGUUUGAUUUGUUACCCUUUAACUCCAGGCACCAACUCUAGAUGACACCAGUGCUGCUUCUGUGCUUCCUGAUGAAGCUAGUGUAUGUGCUACAGAAUAUCAUAGUGUGAAAAACGUUUCCAGGCAAACCGUUUUGAAUUUAGGAUGCUCCAUUCUGAGGGUGAAGCAGUUGGUUUGAGGGUGGAAAGGGCUGCUGCAAACAUUUUGGAAGUGAUUUUUGCUCAGGGCAGCUCUGUUGCAUGGAGCCCUGCUUCAAGCUUGAGUCAUUUCCAUUAAACCUGAACUGGCUACUUUGCGCUUGAGACAGAAUGUUUUGGACUUAAAGCCCUUUGUGCAUCUUUAAUAUUGUAUCAUUUCCCCCCCUUAACUACUCUUUCAGUUUUGUUUUGCGUUUUUUGCUGCUUUGUUUCCCCAAUUUUUUUUUCUGCUUCAUUUUUCUCCAACACAGAAAUGCAGAACCUGUGAGCCUCCAUGCAUUGCUGAGGUACAACUCCUAGUACAAGCUACCCGUAGUUAUGCCCGGAAUUGUAGUUCAGCAGCAUACGGAAGGCUACUGGUUCCCUGUUUCUGACGCCACAGAACUUAACAGGCUUGCAAGCCUUUGCUGAAGAUGCAUUUUCAGCAGAACAAGCAAGGAAGGGUUUUCACCCCACCCUGCUUUAAAACUUGCAUUUUUGACAUGCACCAAAAUGAUACUGAAUCGUGUGAGUGCUGUUUUGUCUUCACGGUCAGCCUGUGCAAACAUGCUAGAAGUGUGUUGUUAUAAGAAAAAGAUCUUCAUGAAUAAGAUGUUGUGAAACGAAACCAAACCCUGGAAGAGGAUAGUCUAGCUUGAAUUCAAAUAAGGCCAUGUAUACAUUUGAGUAUAAUGGGACAGGAGGGGAGGGCCUGGAGCUUUCCUUAGAACAUUUAUUUUGUGGGGACUGAGGUGGAUGGUUAAGCAUAAGGAAUAAGUUAAACAAAAAGAGCAGUUUAUAGACCUACCAAACAAUGGUUCCUUUGUGAAAUGAAAGAGAGUAUGCCCAUCAAUCAACAGAGAUCUUUAGAAAUCUCAUUUACUAUCUUAGGGAUGCCUCAGUAUGUAAUUAAUUCAACCGUAAUUGCAUCAAACUCCACUCCUUUGAUCAUAUCCGUGCAUGAACUGCAAGUUCAAAUGACAUCCCCUGCCUUCUCUUUCUUUUCAUUCAGUCGGUUGCCAAACCAUAGGGUGAUUUAGCAAACAUUUCUUGAAUUUUCAGCUGCUCCUAGAGUGUUACUUGGCUUUAUCAUUACAAUACAACUCCUGAGCUAAUCUUGGAUUGGACAAAAAAUAUUAUUACUACAGUUCUACUGAAGAGUGAAUUCAGAUUUGAUUAUAAAUUUUAAAAAAAAACACACACACAAAUAUGGGUACUGAGAAAUUACUACAGUGUGGCAGUCUCACAAUACUGGUGAGAGGUUGUGCAGUCUUCCUCCAGGAAGACCAGCACUGCCUGGCAUUUUCCAAGAACAGGUGAGCAACCUAGUACCUUCUGGGUCUGCUGGAGAACAACUCCCAUUUGCCCUGGCCAGUGUGAGUAUGGCAAUGGUGGAUUAAAAUGUCUGAAGAUCAUCAGAUUGUCUACCCCUGUUUUGGAGCUUACAGAAUUCUUCUCUCGGACAUCUCAGGAGUGCCAAACCAGGAAGACUAAAAUAGAGCUUAUCAUGAGAAAGAAGGCCCAAUUGAGUAGAAGGCGUCAGUAAUUCAUUCUUGUCGGUUAAGAGGGGAAACGCACCUCUGACUCAGCUGGUUACUACAUGGAGGUAAUCAUUUAAUGUUCUUAGGAGUGGUCCACUGUUGCUGCCUCUUAGAAUUUGUGUUAAGUUCCCAGUCAGUCCUACAACCCUCACUGGUGGUAUCUCCAUCUAAUUUGGAUUAACCCUGUUUAGCUUCUAAACCCAGACCAAAUCAGCCAAGUGCUAUCUCUGUUCACUAGUAUCUAAAAUUAAGCCACCUUUGAUCCUAAUAAAAUAGCUACUAAUAAGUCAUAGCAGGAUUAACGUUGAGAGAUCCCUGCAUCUUUUUUAGCUGUGUAUCCAGAAUUUGCUUAAAUUAUGCUUGUCAUGUUUUAAUGGCAGGUGUUCAGUAAUCAAAUAUUAGUAAUGUACAUAUAUUGGUGGAGGAGAGGACGGUUAUGUGUAUCUUGGUGCAUCAGAAAACGUGUGCAAUGUUGCUUUGUUUUGCACCAGACCAAGCCAGGACUGGGGAGAUGAUACAAAUACUUGGGAGGUAACCUUAAUGUAUUUGCAUGGACAUGUCCCAUCAUCCAGUUCUGAAAGAGAGAUGGAAAACCUGAUGUUGCUGCAUUGCAAAUCUAAACAGCCAGCCAGCGUGGCCAGUGGUGGAAGUUAGAAUUUAGCAAUAUCUGGAAGACCAGAUGUUCCCAACCUUUGUGGUAAUACUCAGAGAACCUUCAUCAAUGAACUACUUCAAUUUAAAUUUGGAUUUUGCCAGUUACUUUUAGUAUAACAUCAAAUAUUCAGAAAAUACAAGUUGGCUGGAGGAAGUCCAGACAUUCCCCAUAUGGCUUUCUAUAACCUUAAUGCUGCAUGUCCACAAAUCUUUCGUGGACUUAGUAGGACCAUUCAUUGCGAAUAUCUGAUAGGAAGCAACUUGUUCCACUGAAUGUCUCACACACAGGCAAAAGCUAAUACAAAUUGUGAGGUCCAAUUUUACCUCAGGCCAAAAUAGGACAUGCUUGCAUUCUGAGCAAAUGAUUAUUUUUCCCCUUCUUUAGAGCUGGGUUAAAUACUCCAGAAAUUAAUAUUUUUAUUCUGAUGAUAAAUUGUUUUUUAAAAUGUGCAAUGAAAAACAUUGUCUUUAACCAUGGUGACAACUGGGUUAGUACUGUAGCAUGAUGGAGGUAGAGUAUCUAUAGCCAACCAGGAAAAAUGGUGAGGUGGGACAUGGGUAAUUUACUUGCAGAUAGUUAAACAAUAAAAGUUCCUAUCAUUACAUAUUAUUUAGCACAUAGUAUUUGAGGUAGUUGCUAUUUACUGUAUAUCAGAUUUGAUCCAAACUUAGUAAUUUAAUUCUGUAAUCAGACUUUCAUCUAUGCCAAGAGUAUUCUCUUUUUUUUUUGGUAAAAAAUUAAGACUCCUGGGUUAUGUAUUACAGCAUGAAGAGAAUGAAGAGAAGUGAGGUCAACUGGGAAGAACAGGAAGGGACAAUUUUAUAUACUAAAAUAGCUUCAGUAAUCGUUAGCAAGAGUAGACAAUAAUACCUGGUGUUGGUAAGCUAGUUCAAGCACAAAGGAUAGUUUUAAAAGUGCAAAAUUAGAUUAGGAUCAGCUUGGCCUGAUCCAACCUGUAAUGCUUUUCCUGCAUGUUCAGCAAGUUUCCCUGCAUAUGCUAUUAUAAUAGUGAAAUUAAAAGAAAAAUCUGCAAAGAAGGCCAGUUUAAUUCCUCAUCAUACUGUAGGUGGGAGAGUUUAGGCUUGGCCAGGGAUCAUGACCUGUGGCCUGAAGCACACACUUUCAGUACCAAGUAUACUUUGAUUUGCAGUGUGGUAUGUGUCCUCUCAAUUCCUGCUUUUUAGUUUGCACAUCUCAAAGUCUAGCUAGCCUUUCCUAACUUUGCUCUAACUACUGUGUCCAAAGCAUAUCCUUGGAGCUUAGCAAGAAUCUUGCAGUGAAUGAAACAGUUCUCAUUGUCCAUACUUCAAACUGGCAUUUCAGAGUUCUGACGGCUCAUCGGUCAGUCUUUCUGACUGACAUUAGGACUUUUGCCAAGGAAUAAAUGCUUCCAAAAUACACCAUUGAGAACUAGAGUUGUGUUGAAAAGGGCAAAUAGAAAUCAGUUUGAAAAAUAACCAGGUACAGCAUGUUUCAGCAAAAACAUGGCAUGGUAAGUAAUCCUAUGACAUUGCAUUUCAGUAUUUUGGAGAAACCGUUUAUCCUUACUCACAAACCAGGAAAGGAAUUUGUAACUGAUGAAUGGCAUUGACCUCCACUUGCUGAAAUGCUAGAAAAAUCAGAUUAGUUUCUCAUCAACGUCUUCCUAUACAUAAAGUGAAUAUUGCUAUCAACAAUUUUCAUGAACAACUUUGUUUAAAAAGUAGCUCCUGAAAACCAUUUUGAGGUAUAAGAAAAUCAUAAGUUCUUGUGACAUGGAGUUAUUUUUCUUGAGGGGAGGGCUUAAAAGUUGAAUAAGGGUACCAUUAAAUCCUGCUUUAAAACUUGCUCUGUUACCUAUGGCCUUCUGAGAAGUCCCUUGUGAGUUUAACAGGCUCCCCAACCUCCUGUGACAUGAAAUGCUUUUUCUUUGCCUUCUACCUGUUCCAAGGCAUGCCAAGGAAGAAACAGAUCGACCUUGUUGAAGGUCAGAGCUGAUGACUUGGCAGAGGUCUUCUAAAGUUAGGCCAAAGUCACCACCCCAUUUUAGACUACAGGAGUAGAUUCAUUUCUGGGGUAUAUACAUGUAUAUAAAUAUUGCAAAGUCACCUUGUAAUAAAUAUUUGAUUAUUUUACUUUGACAUGGAGGCUGUCCUGCUGCUAAGAAGGUUCUGCUCUUCCAUCUCCAAUUCCCACUUGACAUCAAGCAUCUCGUGCGGCAAGAUACCUGAGCAUGUAGCCAUGUGAUAAUACAAUUGCUACUGUUCAUGUUCGUGACUUUCAAAGCAGUAUUUUGCCUUCAUUUUUCAGGUGGUCAUUCAAUUAAAUUAUGUUUUGAUGGAGGGAUUUGGGGGAGCCUCACAGAUCUCUUGACCUAAUAAUCAGGAUUCCAUAAAAAGAAAUUUGAAGUUUCUUUGCGCAAAGAAAAUUGUGAUCUGUGCUUACGAGCGCUGAUUUCAUCUGAACGUGGCUUAUGCACCUAAAGAUAAAAACUCUUUUAUCUCUGUAUUCAUUGAUCAACUGUUAUAUAUGUCUGGAAUAUUUUCUCAGACUGAUUUACUGAUUGAUACCUGGGUUCAUAGAUCAUGUCAGAAUUAACUGUUGUGCCCAAAAUACUAAUAGCUAUUUGGAAUGCAUUCAAGAGUUCAUGCAAGUACAGUGGAAUUCCUUCUUUUAGUGUGAACAAUUCCUCCAAACUUGCCCUGCCUUUCCCCAGUAUAUCAAAAUGGUUUCCGCAACAGCUCUCGGUUUUUGAAGUGGCUUCCGAAGGCUAGUGAAGUGGCUCUCGCUAAGGCAGUGUUUGCACAAGAGGAGCCUGAACAGCCCUUGAGGUUGUAGAGUUUGUUGUGUAGAGUCUGUUAUGAGAGCUGCCUAAAGCAAUACUACCUCAACCAUAAUCAAAUGUAUUUAGAAGGAAUGGCAGAAAGACCUCUCCAAAAUUAAGUGUUAUUUUAAUAUGUCUGCCCUACAGGAGAUGGGGUCUAAAUAAAGCAUGGCGAAGGGGUGGAAAAAAGUUAUCUCAAGCUGGUUUAUGAGUUUUGCUGUGUGUUGUUCCAUUGUUUAAGUUGUCUGGAGCCUGUCUAGACUGAAGCCUUUGAAUCCAUUUGCUUUUCAUCCACAAAGCUGUUGGAUGGUUCAGUUUCCAAGGAAAAUGGUUAUAGUUGAGCUCUUGUUUGAAUUAUAACAAUGGCUAAAUCCACCAUGUAAGAAGGGGACUACAGAGGUGACAUGUAUUUUGCCAGACAAUUUACUAGUGCUCCUUCACCUUAAUAAACAACCCUUUUGUUUCUAGAGUUACAGUGACUUUCAGUUGUUAACUAUUGUGAUAUUUUUUCCUUUCUCGGUCAAGAAAUACUUCCAAUGCCUGAUAACAUGUUCUAAUAUUCUAACCUAGUCAUGCUUGAAGACACUGGAAAGCGGGAAAAAAUAAGUAUGGUUUGAAGAAAACGAAAUGUGAAAAGUACAAAGUGUGUUGGUUGUGUAGAAACCUAUCUGUAAAGUCAGAACCUUACAAAACAGCAUUGAUGAA
Molecule: messenger RNA, 10428 nt
Organism: Python bivittatus (Burmese python)
Lineage: Eukaryota; Metazoa; Chordata; Lepidosauria; Squamata; Pythonidae
Gene: PALD1
Product: phosphatase domain containing paladin 1
Source: RefSeq, a predicted model, not a curated record